AUGGAAGUUCGCGUAUGUUUCCUCGCUGCACUUUUUAUCUUCAGCACCUUCACGGUCAGCACGCGCUCAGCUAGCUGCUGUCUGAAGUACUUCAAGCGCGAGUUGCCAUGCCAACUAAUUUCCGGCUACACCUACCAAUCAAUGGGCAGGUUCUGCGACAUAAAUGCAGUCAUCCUGCACCUCCCCAGAAGAUUCUUGUGUGCCGACCCAACCUCAAAUUGGACACAGAGAGUUAUGCGUUGUGUCGAUGAGCGCAGGAAGAAGAAGAAUUUCGAGAAAUCUACCAACAUCACAAGAGCAACAGCUGCAUAA
Nerophis lumbriciformis (worm pipefish) is the source of this 312-nucleotide messenger RNA. NCBI's taxonomy places the organism in Eukaryota, Metazoa, Chordata, Actinopteri, Syngnathiformes, Syngnathidae. The record is from RefSeq and is a predicted model, not a curated record.